This is a messenger RNA of Lachancea nothofagi CBS 11611, 2472 nucleotides long. The record is from the annotation of a GenBank genome assembly. Lineage: Eukaryota; Fungi; Ascomycota; Saccharomycetes; Saccharomycetales; Saccharomycetaceae.
AUGUACGUCAAAGCAGCGGUGUCUGCAUCUCACUCUGCCACAAAAGGAGGUGUUGUUCUCGAUCAAUACGAUGUCAAAUUGAUAAAGUGUCGAGUAGCCAUUUUACGGUUGACGGAGUUUUUGCGGAUAUUUAAGAUCUUAGAGGGCACUCUCAAACGCAGAAGUGAAAAUAAAGUUAUAAUACCAUUAAUCAACUACAUCCUGGCUCUGUAUGGCGGUCCAACACUAAAUAUCUCGGAAGUGUUACGCAAAAAGUUCACGACCAUAAGUGAAUUUAAGAACUGUAAAAUACCUGAACUUACGAAAACAGCUACUCCAGGGCCUAUCCAUCUCGAUUCGUACUUUCCUGAGGUGAGUUCAGAUCGGACUUCGUACAAAAACGACGUGUACAACCCGGAACUGCAAGGCAAACUUUUACAAGUAGCCAUUAAGAUCACAGCUCUUGCACUACAACUCUACGAGCGGAAGUAUCAACUAUGUCUGAUGGAGCGCAACGCCAACAGACCGACUGACAUCUCGGGAAGAUCGUCGGCCUUAGACGAAGCUGCUUUCGACGAGCUGGUGGUACCAACGGAAGUUUCAAUGGCUCUAGACCUUGCAGUACUAAUAAAAGAUUCAACUGCAGAUACCUCGGACGUGUCGUUCCAAAAACUAAAUUUGCAAGUUUUGACCAAAUUUAAAGAUCAUAUGAACGAAAAAGCCUUACGUCCCAUCAAGUCGUAUCACACAUCUCUAUUUCGAUUUUCUAGGGCCACGUCUUUGAGUCAGGCCAAGAUUAUCAUGAACUUGCCGCAUUGGCAGUAUACCAUGCAUCGAAUAUACGCCUUGCUGCUGCGACUCUUCUACAUUUUAACAAUCACGAGAGCAUUUUUGAGGCAAAUCUACAUUCCGAAUAAAAGUUAUUUUGCUGCCCCGGGCACUCAGCUGCGAUCCGCAAAUGUUUUCGAGCUUCGCGAACUUUUGCAGAAUAUUGAAGGCAUCUGCUUUGACGACAACGAUCUUGAUCAAAUGGUAAAAGAUCUGGAUCGCUAUAACCAAAGUGGAUCUUCAUUAGUAGUACAACCUACAAAUAUUUCGCAAUCGUUCAACAGCGAUGUCACUGUGGCUAUCAGGAAACUUAGGUUUUAUUUUCAAACUCUCGAGACUUGGAUUUCCGUGUGGACGGUCAUACAAGAAAACAAACCAAUAGAUGAGAAACUGAAGGCCCUAGAUGAUUCUGAGUUGCAGAAGCUUGCUGAGGAAAGACACUCUAACGAUAAACUUGAGCAUACCGAAAUGAAGAAGAAAGAGGCUGCUGCCAAGGAUGAAUCUGAAAAGGAAGCAGCGUUAAAAAACCAGACAGGUUCUGUCAAAACGAUCUUCAGGAGGUCUUCCAUAGGAGGAUCAAAGCUCUCACCAAUAUCAAGCAACAGCUCUUCACCAGGAACUCUUUCUCCUGCAAAUAUGAGCAGGUCACCAUCUCUAAAUAAUAGGAAAUCAGCAGUUCCUAAUAGAGUUUCUAGGACAGGAAGUAACUUGACCUCGCCUUUGGCCUCUAGACGUGGAUCAAUGGCCGAAACCAAUGGGAUUCUUGCUAACCGAAAGUCGACCCGCGAAAUAUCACCAUCUGGAACAAAAAUUGCCAACGGGGAUGAUGAAAAGCCACACAACAUCCCCGGAAGGAAGAGGUCUACCUCUUUGCAAUCUUCACUAGUACAAAACUCUGGCGGAGUAGCUGGGGAUACUCAGCGCUCCAAUUCCCUCCAAGCAGGCGCAAUCUUCAAUCAACGGAUGAUUCGAAACACUUUUGCUCAAGUAUCGGGCAACCUUUUGGGAACGGGGAACUCUUUGCAAGAACGACCACUAUCUCGGCUUUCUACUCCUAUCAACGGCUUAGGCAAAAUUAGGCGAUCAAGUUCACCAUCUCCUCUUCGUAAAAAUAAGUCGCCUUCAAGCAAGCAAUUGCGGGGCAAAGAGUCCCCUCAUGCCGAUUGCUUGGUUUUAGACAAGGAAAAACUAGCUUUCGUUACAAAAACAAGCUCCGCCAAUAGUGAUACGGAAUCUGCAGAUAAGUUCACUGAUAGUGAACUCGCCAAUGCGGAUCAAGUUUCCGCUACAGAGUCUGAACGAAAAUCAAGCGAAAAUAGCGAGGAGUCAGACAUUGAGGCGCGUAUGGAGGUUCUCGAACUGGUCAAAAAAGUGCGUUUCACCGGAGUUCCUCCCAUGUCACAAGACGAAGAUCCGAGACCCAAGAAGAGAGGCUGGUACAAGAAGCCUGCUAUUUUGCACUAUCCCCCACCACCUCCACAACUUGCUGUUCAGCAGUAUAGGCUCAGACAAGAAGGCUUAGCUUUUCAAAACAGCCUUCGGGACAAAGAUACCGAAAACAGUACCAUGGUACAGAAAAGAUCCUCUUUACUAAUGCAGAGUGAGUAUUCCACUAAUUCAGGCCACAAGCUUGCCUCGAAGCUACGAGACAAGCUCAUAAGAUAG